Equus quagga is the source of this 1929-nucleotide messenger RNA. RefSeq names its product diacylglycerol O-acyltransferase 1 (gene DGAT1). Gene Ontology annotation, biological process: triglyceride biosynthetic process. Gene Ontology annotation, cellular component: endoplasmic reticulum membrane. Lineage: Eukaryota; Metazoa; Chordata; Mammalia; Perissodactyla; Equidae. The transcript is spliced from 17 exons. The record is from RefSeq and is a predicted model, not a curated record. Gene Ontology annotation, molecular function: diacylglycerol O-acyltransferase activity. The coding region runs from base 178 to 1650 and encodes 490 amino acids.
ACUCCCAGAGUGACGCAGGAGGGAGCUCAGGGCGGAACUGGCAGGCGCGCGGACUACGGCGGCCGGCAGGGGGCGGUGGCGGUCGUUGGCCCAGGGUCCGGAGGCGGGGCCGCGGGCCUCAGGCGCUACGAGCCCGGCGGGCCACGACUCGGCCGCAGCAGGGUGCAGGCUGAGGCCAUGGGCGACCGCGGCGGGGCGGGCGGCUCCCGGCGCCGGAGGACGGGGUCGCGGGCCUUGAGCCAGGGCAGCGGCGGGCCCGUGGCUGCGGAAGAGGAGGUGAGAGACAUGGGCGCCGGGGGAGACGCGCCGGCCCCGGACAAGGACAAGGACGGAGACGACGACGUGGGCAGCGGCCACUGGGAUCUGAGGUGCCACCACCUCCAGGAUUCUUUGUUCAGCUCUGACAGUGGCUUUAGCAACUACCGUGGCAUCUUGAAUUGGUGUGUGGUGAUGCUGAUCUUGAGCAAUGCACGGUUAUUUUUAGAGAACCUCAUCAAGUACGGCAUCCUGGUGGACCCCAUCCAGGUGGUGUCUCUGUUCCUGAAGGACCCCUACAGCUGGCCUGCCCUGUGCCUGGUUAUUGUGGCCAACGUCUUUGCUGUGGCUGCGUUCCAGGUGGAGAAGCGCCUGGCAGUGGGUGCCCUGACGGAGCAGGCAGGGCUGCUGCUGCAUGUGGUCAACCUGGCCACCAUUCUCUGCUUCCCGGCGGCUGUGGCCUUGCUGCUCGAGUCCAUCACUCCAGUGGGCUCCGUGCUGGCUCUGAUGGUGUACACCAUCCUCUUCCUCAAGCUCUUCUCCUACCGGGAUGUCAACCUGUGGUGCCGAGAGAUCAGGGCUACGAAGGCCAAGGCUAAGGCUGCUUCUUCAGGUAGGGCAGCCAAUGGAGGAGCUGCCCACUGCACGGUGAGCUACCCGGACAACCUGACCUACCGUGAUCUGUACUACUUCCUCUUUGCCCCUACUCUGUGUUACGAGCUCAACUUCCCCCGCUCCCCCCGCAUCCGAAAGCGCUUCCUGCUGCGGCGGCUCCUUGAGAUGCUGUUCUUCACCCAGCUCCAGGUGGGGCUGAUCCAGCAGUGGAUGGUGCCCACCAUCCAGAACUCCAUGAAGCCCUUCAAGGAUAUGGACUACUCACGCAUCAUUGAGCGCCUCCUGAAGCUGGCGGUCCCCAACCACCUCAUCUGGCUCAUCUUCUUCUACUGGCUCUUCCACUCCUGCCUGAACGCCGUGGCUGAGCUCAUGCAGUUUGGAGACCGGGAGUUCUAUCGGGACUGGUGGAACUCUGAGUCCGUCACCUACUUCUGGCAGAACUGGAACAUCCCUGUGCACAAGUGGUGUAGCAGACACUUUUACAAGCCCAUGCUCCGACGAGGCAGCAGCAAGUGGGUAGCCAAGACGGGGGUGUUCCUAGCCUCGGCCUUCUUCCACGAGUACCUGGUGAGCAUCCCCCUGCGCAUGUUCCGCCUCUGGGCCUUCACUGGCAUGAUGGCUCAGAUCCCGCUGGCCUGGAUAGUGAGCCGCUUCUUCCGGGGCAACUACGGCAAUGCAGCUGUGUGGCUGACACUCAUCAUUGGGCAGCCAGUGGCCGUGCUCAUGUAUGUCCACGACUACUACGUGCUCAACCAUGAGGCCCUGACGGCAGGGGCCUGAGCUGCUCUGGGGCCAGCCCUCCUCACUGCCGCCUCCUCAUGUCUGCCUCACUGUCCACAGCUAGAGCCUGCCACUGCCUGUGUUCUGGGGAGGGGGCCUGGCUGCCCACGCCUCCUCUCGGCCACCGGGAGGUCUCUCUGCCCCUAUGGGGCUCCCUCCUAUCGCCUCAGGGAUGGCGGAUGGGGCACAGGCCAGUGCCAGCAGGUGCCAGUGCCCUAGGAAUCCGUGCUGAUCCUGCCCGAGGGUCUGAGGAUAUCAAUAAAAUGCUGUCCAGAGUGA